AUGACAUCUUCAUGGUCACCAUCAUCUAAUUUUAUUUCUAUUGUUGAAUAUAAACGACCAUUUAAUAUAGAUUUAAGCUCAACCACAGAAUAUUUUUCACUAGCAUUAGCUAGCGAUGGAAAUCUCGAUCGAGGAGCGCUGAGAAAUGGCAAUGGUUUAUUCAAAGAUCAUUAUAUUCAUAACAUUAAUAUUAUUCGACCCAGGUCAACAAAUCCGAUCGGAUUCCUGGAAACGGAAUUGCAUUGGAAUCCGAUUAGAAAAAUCCCGUCGGUUGCCCCAAAUUUUAUGAGCGAUCUUUUUAGCUAUUAUAUUCUAUGA
Molecule: messenger RNA, 318 nt
Organism: Adineta ricciae
Lineage: Eukaryota; Metazoa; Rotifera; Eurotatoria; Adinetida; Adinetidae
Source: the annotation of a GenBank genome assembly